UGAAGCUCAACAUUUGGCAUUUUCAAUACAAACCUUGGAGCUUCAACAACAACAAUACAACAACAACAAAACUUUUAGUUUGUUUCUAUACAAAAUUUUAAUUUGUAUUUCUUCCUUCCACCCGCUCUGGUACGUGUAGGCGCGCAUCCUUCAAUAGAUAUCAAUUGGAAUUACCAUGUCAACGAUCCGUAGCAUGGUCAGUUUGCAGCAUGUCAGUGUUCGUGAUCCAGGACUUAAUCAGAGGCGACGUAAUCUAGUAUAUUUGCCGCCACGACGCCGUCCAUUUCAAUUGCAGUAUUCAAAGGAUAAUGCAUCAGCCGAAUCCAAGCGUCCGCCUCGAUUGUUGAUCAAGAAUUUCCUGAGUAUACGGAAUUUGGAAGAGCGUUCCAUAUUACCAGUGCCGCGUCAUUUGUGGGAACGAAUUAUGACUGUCUCGCAACCGAUAUUCCAGCCACAUCGUACUCUGCUGGAUGAUCGCAAUCGUUGGACGGACUUUAUGCAGCCAUUGGUCAAUGAUGAUGAAUGCAAGCGUCUACGAGCUGAAGUCCGUCGGCGCGAGUGGGAGGUACCCGAGCCUGAUCUGGAUGUACAUUGCGGCUUGGGCAUGAAUUUUUAGACAUCAUUAGCAAGUGAAGUGCCAUCCUGAUGCAUUGCACUUGCUGACAGGUGUCUUCUCUGUAUAAGAUUUGAUCAAUUAUUUGAUCGGUAAUACGAAAUUAUCACUCAUGUUCAAAUUCAGGCAAUCUAUGUCAGACUGUUUAUUUAAUAGACCUAACCAUAAAAUCAA
Molecule: messenger RNA, 787 nt
Organism: Drosophila willistoni
Lineage: Eukaryota; Metazoa; Arthropoda; Insecta; Diptera; Drosophilidae
Exons: 1
Coding region: 176-616 (146 amino acids)
Source: RefSeq, a predicted model, not a curated record